GCAGCAGGCGGGUGGCCGCCAUUUUAGUGAUCGGCAGCCGGGCGGCGGUGGCGGCGGCAGCAUGAACUCCGUCAGGUGUAAACUCUGUGCUUCGAUAACCUGCCUCCUCCUCCUCAGCCUUUCCAUCGUCGUGUCCGGCGGCAAAGUUAACAAGCACAAGCCAUGGAUAGAAACUACAUAUCAUGGCAUUGUUACAGAAAAUGAUAUCUCAGUUUUGCUGGAUCCUCCAUUAAUUGCCUUGGAUAAAGAUGCACCUCUACGUUAUGCAGAGAGGUUUGAGGUGACAUUCACCGAAGAAGGUGAGAUUUGUGGAUUUAGAAUUCAUGGACAGAAUGUGCCAUUUGAAGCUGUGGUGGUUGAUAAAACCACAGGUGAAGGUGUCAUACGUUCAAAAGAGAAGAUGGACUGCGAGUUGCAGAAAGAGUAUACCUUUACUAUCCAGGCAUAUGACUGUGGUGAGGAUCCAGAUGGGGGAAAUAUGAAGAAGUCCCAUAAGGCCAAUGUUCAUAUCCAAGUGAACGACAUAAAUGAGUAUGCCCCAGUUUUCAAAGAGAAGUCUUACAAAGCCACAAUAAUUGAAGGAAAGAAGUAUGACAGCAUCUUGAGAGUGGAAGCAAUUGAUGCAGACUGUUCAUCGCAGUUCAGCCAGAUCUGCAGUUAUGAAAUUGUCACUCCUGAUGUGCCAUUCACUGUUGAUAAAGACGGGUAUAUUAAGAAUUCUGAGAAAAUAAACUACAACAAAGACAGGCAGUACAAACUUGCAGUAACGGCUUAUGACUGUGGGAAGAAGCGUUCGACAGAAGAUGUUCUUGUUAAGAUCAACAUUAAACCCUCGUGCAAACCUGGCUGGCAAGGUUGGAGCAAAAGAAUUGAAUAUGAGCCUGGCACUGGAAGUUUGGCAUUGUUUCCAGUUAUGCAUCUGGAAACAUGUGAUGAACCUAUUACAUCCAUUCAGACAACUGUUGAAUUAGAAACGAGCCAUAUAGGAAAAGGAUGCGACAGGGACACUUAUUCUGAAAAAUCACUCCACAAACUUUGUGGUGCUGCUUCCGGUACAAUUGAUCUCCUUCCCUCACCAAGUAGCAGUACGAAUUGGACAGUUGGUCUUCCCUCUGAUAAUGGCCGUGAUAGUGAUCAGGUCUUUGAGUUCAAUGGCACUCAAGCUGUGAAAAUCCCAGAAGGUGUUUUGACAACAAAUCUAAAGGAACCAUUUACAAUUUCUGUGUGGAUGCGGCAUGGGCCUGGUUCCAGUAUUCACGGGGACAAGGAAACUGUUCUUUGCAACUCUGAUAAAACAGACAUGAAUCGUCAUCACUACUCCCUUUAUGUGCACAACUGCCGUCUGGUUUUCCUCUUCCGCCAAAACCCUUCAGAGAAUGAGAACUUCCAUCCUGCAGAGUUCCAUUGGAAACUGGAUCAGGUGUGUGAUAAAGAAUGGCAUCACUAUGUACUAAAUGUCGACAUCCCCACUGUGGCCCUAUAUGUGGAUGGAGUUUCAUACGAUCCGUUCCUAGUUACUGAAGACUAUCCCCUCCACCAUUCAAAGAUUGAAACUCAGUUGGUGGUAGGAGCAUGUUGGCAAGAGUACACAGGAAGCGAAAAUGAAAAUGAAACUGUGACUGAAGCCUAUCCAGGAGGUGAAUUUCGCAUGACUCAGUUCUUCUUUGGCAAUUUAGCUGGUCUGAUGAUUCGGGCUGGCAAACUUGAGAGCAAAAAGGUGAUUGACUGCUUAUACACCUGUAAAGAAGGACUGGAUCUCUUGGAUUCUGGGAAUAGUUACAAAGGUGUGAUGGUUCACUUCAAUCCCACCCAGUCAGUCCUUAGCAUGGAAGGGGAUGAUAUUGAAAGUUUCGACAAGAACAUGCAGCAUGUGUCAUACCUCAAUUCUAGGCAGUUCCCGACACCUGGAAUUAGAAGAUUGAAAAUCAGCACAACUGUAAAGUGCUUCAAUGAAGAGACUUGCAUCACUAUCCCAGAUGUGGAGGGCUAUGUAAUGGUACUUCAACCUGAUGAACCAAAGAUAAGCCUGAGUGGAAUUGAUCACUUUGCACGUGCUGCCUCUGAAUUUGAAAGUAAUGAAGGUGUUCCACUGUUUCCAGAGCUGAAGAUCGUUAGCACCAUCACAAGAGAAGUGGAGUCAGAGGCAGAGGAUGAAGAUGAGCCUACAGUCCAGGAAUCUAUGAUAUCUGAAGAGAUAAUGCACAAUCUGGAUAUGUGUGAAGUCUCUGUUCUUGGAGAUGAGCUGAAUGCAGAACAGGAAAGCUUUGAAGUUGAUCCAUCUCAACUACAGCAAAGGGGUAUGGAAAUGAGUAACUCAUCUACUGGUUUGACUAUCACAGGUGUGAACACAAUGGCAAAUUACGAAGAGAUGUUGCAUUCAAUCCGUUACCGAAACUGGAACAGCGAGUCAUUGUUUGAAAGGAAGUUUAAAAUUGUUUGCUCAGAACUGAAUGGACGCUAUGCCAGUAACGAAUUCAAAGUUGAGGUCAAUGUAAUUCACACUGCUAAUCCAGUGGAGUACCCCAACCACUUAUUGGCACAGCCAGAGUUUGUGCGCCCAGUUCAGCAUGCUUCUGUCGACUUGUCUGGACACAAUCUUGCAAACCCUCAUUCAUCCUCAGUUGUUCCCAGUGCAGCAACUGUUGUCAUUGUGGUUUGCGUCAGCUUCCUGGUCUUCAUGAUAAUCCUCGGCAUUUUCCGAAUCCGUGCCGCACAUCAGCGGACUAUGCGGGAUCAAGAGAAUGGGAAAGAGAAUGAGAUGGAUUGGGAUGACUCGGCCUUGACAAUUACAGUAAAUCCUAUGGAGACAUACGAGGACCAGCAUAGUAGUGAGGAUGAAGAGGAGGAGGAAGAGGAAGAAAGUGAGGAAGGUGAUGAGGAAGAUGACAUUACCAGUGCAGAAUCUGAAAGCAGUGAGGAGGAAGAAGGUGAGCAGGAAGAUCAGCAGAAUGUUAACCGACAGCAGCAACUUGAAUGGGAUGACUCGACUCUUACCUAUUGAUUUCCCUGCUGUCGCUUUGUGCUUUUGGAGACUCCGUUGCUCACUCCGUCGCUCACUCCAUCUGACCUGAGGAACCAGCUUGCACUUUUUUCUUGUCAUCUGAUGAGCGACUUUAGCUAGACAAUACACACAAUUUUCAGGACUGUCCCCUUUGCUCUAAGAGGCAGCUUUGCUAUUUUCUGUUUCCAUUGAAAAGAGAAAUUGCAUUGAGUAGCGUUUAAAGUUGCUUGGUUUUGGCCUGCUCAUAAAUUUUUUUCUCGUGCAUGUGGAAAAAAAUUGCAGAAGAGGUCAAUUUACGUAGAGAAAUAACAAGAUUUUUAAUAUUUUGUAAAUAUAUUGAAAUUAUGUAAUUAAUGUCUUUUGUGGUAGUGAAAACAGGGAUUGGACAAAUUUGAGUUGGGAAAACAAAUUUAAAGAGACAGUUUUAAUUUUGAUAAAGUCAUCCUUACUGAUGCCAUAUGGAGUAGUACUGCUGCAACCUACAUUUCAAUGUGCUCAAAUGUUAGUUUUAGUGAAAUUUUUGGGGCAAUUUUAAGUGCUGAACUAGCAUAAACCAACAUUUAGGCUUUAAAUGCACCAAGCUCUUUGUCAUUGAACUCCUCGCUCAUCAAAAUAUGUCCUCUAUUUAAAAGGAAGGUAGAGAUCAACCAGAAUGGAGAAUUGGCAACUGCUGUGUCAAAAUUAAUUGCAUUGGGUGAGUGGGCUAUCAGAAAGCAGGCCCUGUAUAGACCAAGCAAACCUAAUACUGUCUUUUUAAAUUCUACAUUGUAAGAUGGGGAGAGAGAGAUUCAAUAAACUUAAGGCUUUCUUUGAGAACCAACCCUGUUGGAACAUGCACAUUUCAAAUAACUAUUGGUAGUUCCUGUACAUUGAAUUGUACUGUAGUUUUAAACUAUUUGUUUACAUUUAGUAAACUUUGGUUUCUCCUGGUAAUAUUGUAGUUGGAAUUGUACAAAGAAAUUGGCUCAUUUGUGAAUCAUGUAUUUGGUUUUAAAACAGUUCUCUGCCUCCAUGUUUUUAAAUGAAUUUUUAAUUGAUAUGAAAGUGUUUGCCAGAAAGGUACUAAAAUAUGCAGCUUCGGUGAGAUGUACAUAGCAGACCUGACUGAAGAAUAGAGGAGAAAUUGAAAAGGAUCUCUGAGGCAAGGAUCUUAGGCAAAAUUAUUGACAAGAUUAUAGCUGAUGAAAAAUUUGAGAGCCUUUGUUGUGACUGAAGUAAUGUGUAGAUGAAUAAAAGGCAUUUGAUGAAUUUGGCUUCUGUCUUAAGAAAAAAUUGAGACCUGGUAGAAGACAGUUGUAAUGGACUAAUCUGUGAUGUUGAUGUUUUCUCAUCCUUGAAUUACUUAGAGUUGGAAAAGGUCUUGCACAACUUUUAAAAUUUUAAACAUUGCAACAUUUCUACAAUUUUACAUCCUGAAUCCAGGAGUGUUGACUGUAGCUUCAAAUGGGAAUAUCCAAUGAUAUUUCAGUGGCUAAAAGAAAGAAGGGUAAGUGAAUUUGUAGGUUUUGAGUUACUUAGGAGUAAAUCUUGGAAACCGGAGGUUCAAGUGCGGAGAAUGUGGUUACACAUUGCUUAUGGUAUCAAAACAACAGGAAGAGGCUAGCUGCCCUCCAAUUUGCACGGUACAGUUUUUAGCUGCUUUGUGAGUGCCAGUAUCACUAAUUGUUACUGAUUUUUAUCAACAAGAUUCAGACAUUAUACUGGCUAAACUGAAAUGCAGUUUUGUUUCUCUACAAACUAGCUUUCCUCAGAAAUGUUUUGUUUUGUUUUGUAGUGGGUUUCCAAGAGCCUGACUGGCUUGGUGGUGAAAAGGAUAGUGACUAAGAUUUUGUAGGAUUAGCCUGUUAUUUGAGAGAGAGAGAGAGAGUGUACCGCUGCUACUGCCGAAUAAUUGGUAACAUUGUAUACAAAGCAUCAUACUCAGGAGUUGGCCAGGACUAUUUAUACCACUAAUGGGGUAAAAAAAAAAAGUACUUGUACACUACUGAAUUAGUCACUUGUUAAAGAUUGAAAAUGAGAUUUCAGCUGAAGUCCAUGUGGAUGCAAGAUAAGAAUGUAGAGCUUUUGUAGCAAAAUGUGAUUUUGCUAGGAUUUUUGUAAAUCCUCCUCAGUCAUACAGCAUUUAUUUGCUGUGGCCACAGUCAUCCCUUGAAACCAGAUGUUUUUCUUGCUUCUCCCAUCCUUUGGAUCAGGAUCUGUUCCUGGGGCAGAAACAGUAAUAUCAACUGGGUUGACAUGAGCUUGUUGGGAGUGCCUUGAUUUUUGCAAUUAGCAUAACUUAAUGAUGUACAUCUAGGAAGUGGAAUAGUCAAAAAAAAUUCUUUUGUAACUUUAAAUUGUAGAUUGCCUAACAGUAGGGGACUAUGGUUUUGUUUUUUUUUGUCAAGUUUAAAUAAGUGAGUUUUUUUCAAAGUUGGAAAAGUAUAAACCUUAUGUUUAAAGUAUUUGUCUGACAUAGAUGUCGUGUUCAUGUUGUGUAUGAGACUUGAAGUCUAUCCAUAUAUUGUCAUCGUAGAUAAUGUAUUAGACUUAAAGGCUUACAUGUUAAAAGCUAACCAAGGUGUAAUCAUGUUAUUAAUUGUAUGUAGCCAAUAUGGGUAUUACCUACAGAGCUGUAUGAUAGAUCAGUUUGAACAGUCUUUUGAGCUACAAUAAAUUUCCAGCCCUAAACACUACAAUAUUGUCCAGCAUGUUUUAAUGAGUUCUGUAGUAUUCGGUUUCUUGAGGUGAUCACAGUUGCUGCCCGUUGCACUGCAGUGUCAAAAUAAAAGAACCUUAAAACCAGCGUUUGUUUGUUUAAUGUGUAAAAUGGCUCAAAUUUAAUUGUUCCUUCGUAUCACUUCCCACAAAUGACAUGCAAAUCUAUGAAUAUUGUAUUUUUAGUGGGUUUCAAUGCAAACAUCCACUUAAAAUGCAUUUUUAAAUGAAAAUACGUAAAAUGGUAGUUUGAAUAUUCUGGUAGAAUGUGCAUUAUUGAUGUCCAUUACUUGAAUUCUCUGUACAAACUUGUUGGUCUACAUAAGUAAAUAUGUUUAAUUCAGAAGGUGGUGCAAAGGUCAGCUGAGUCAUGUGAAUUGGUGAUAAAGUCGACAUUCACUUGCAUGAAAAUUUCUCAACCAGAAUUUUCUCAAAAAGCUGUUGGAUCCUUUGCCAUUUUAGAGAAAUAUAAAACAUGGUGAGAAUGGAAAUCAAAAGAGAUGCAGAUGCUGUAAAUCAGAAACAACAACAGAAAUUGCUGGAAAAGCUCAGCAGUUCUGGCAGCAUCUGUGGAGAGAAAUCAGGUAAUGUUUCGGGUCGAGUGUUCUAAGGAAGGGUCACUGGACCCGAGACGUUGACUGAUUUCUCUCCACAGAUGCUGCCAGACCAGAGUUCUUCCCAGCAAUUUUUGUGUGGUGAAAAUAAAGUUGCAUUUUUCUGAUAUUGUUCUCGAAAUUAUUCAAAUAUCAUGAUUUUUAAAAAACUGAAACAUUAACUAGGUGUCUGUAGAAAGAGGAAAGUAGGGUUAUCAUUGUGUCAGAACUUAUCGUGAAGUUAUCUGAUUAAUGAGAAUCCAAAUGGCAGCACAGCUGUCUUGUUGAAGAAAGGAAAACUUGCCCUGACCCAAUUUGUCCUACACCGACAUGGAGCUGGAAUUACAAUAUGACUAAUUCUUAGCUACCCUACAGAAUGGUUCAGCAAAAUCGUAUUGCGAUAGCCAGCACUUGCUAGAAAGUGGCCUAACAUUCUUGGGUAGGUGGGAAUUACUGGCCUUGCCAAUGAUACCACCAUCUGUAGAAGUUGAUGUUUUAAACAUAAUUAUGGAAUGACUAAAGAAAUGCUGAAGUGAGAAAUGAUUCAUUUUAAAAACAGUAGUAAGAGUUCUGGGCCAUGGAACGUUUUCUUAUUUGGUCGGUUCUGAUGUGACUAAAAUGAAAGGUUUUUCAUUACCAAAAUGGAAGCCAGAGCCCAAUUAUGAAGCACCGAGCAGUUUGCUUAUCUGUAAAGUGCAGUGAUUUGUAAAUGCAACUAUAUAUACUGAGUGGUUUUGUGAUUACAAAAAAUGCUAGGACAAAAUAUUUGUAAACAUCUCUCUCAGUCCAUGAUUUUGACAGUUUUCCAUUUCCAGGCCUUUGCAUUUGGAAAACUUAAACAUCUUCUAACGUGAAGCUCAAUUUAAGAUCGAGGGUAAUCUCAUCACUCACUUAAGGUUACGAUGGGCAGCCUGCAAAAGACUGUCAACAGAAACUGUUUAUCAUGUGAGAAAUACAUUGUAAAAAGAAUGUCUUAAUCCCAUGUGAAGUUUUUUGUUUCAAGUAUUGUACUAUUGUCUUACUGCUGUGCAUUAUUUAGCUGUAAAUAAAUCUCUUAGCCUAUA
Molecule: messenger RNA, 7355 nt
Organism: Rhincodon typus (whale shark)
Lineage: Eukaryota; Metazoa; Chordata; Chondrichthyes; Orectolobiformes; Rhincodontidae
Gene: clstn1
Product: calsyntenin 1
Exons: 19
Coding region: 62-3001 (979 amino acids)
Biological process (GO): positive regulation of synapse assembly; homophilic cell-cell adhesion; positive regulation of synaptic transmission
Cellular component (GO): cell surface; postsynaptic membrane
Molecular function (GO): calcium ion binding; X11-like protein binding; amyloid-beta binding
Source: RefSeq, a predicted model, not a curated record